GGAGGACAGCAAUCAGCCAUCACUGAUGACAUCCAGCAUACACAUCCUGCAUCUCACCCUCGAACACUAGAAACCAUGAAGGACUGGCGGUGGAUACCUCUCCAAAGAGUAAUCUGUCCCUCACCAGACUACCCACCCUCUAAGAUGUCCCACUCCACUAUCACUGAAGACGGAGGCACCUUCGAGCACCUGUGGAGCUCCCUGGAGCCAGACAGCACCUACUAUACCCCAGGAAGCCAGCCAGGUGAGCGCCCAGUGCCUUCCACCAGCACCCCGGGGGGCCACCGCAGUGCUGCAGAGGUCUCUAUGGACGUUUAUCAAAUGAGGGACAUGAACGAAAACGUGAUGUCCCAAUACAACUUGCUGAGCAGCAGCAUGGAGAGCCUGGGGAGCCGUGCGACGUCCGCCAGCCCCUACAGCUCGGAGAACGCCUCCUCGUCGGCCGUGCCCACCCCCUCACCCUACUCGCAGCCCAACUCAACCUUUGAGGGCCUGUCACCUGCCCCGGCCAUCCCCUCCAACACCGACUAUCCUGGACUGCAUACAUUCCAGGUGUCCUUCCAGCAGUCUAGCACCGCCAAGUCUGCCACAUGGACCUACUCUCCCUUGCUGAAGAAGCUCUACUGUCAGAUUGCCAAGACCUGUCCAAUCCAAAUCAAGCUGUCCUCCUCUCCUCCUCAUGGCAGCAUCAUCAGAGCCAUGCCUGUCUACAAGAAGGCGGAGCACGUCACAGAGGUGGUCAAACGCUGCCCCAACCACGAACUAGGACGAGACUUCAACGAUGGUCAAGCAGCCCCGGCCAGUCACCUGAUCCGAGUGGAGGGGAACAACCUCUCUCAAUACGUGGAUGAUCCUGUCACUGGCCGGCAGAGUGUCUGCUUGCCGUAUGAAUCUCCACAGGUGGGGACUGAGUUUACCACCAUCCUGUAUAACUUCAUGUGCAACAGCAGCUGUGUGGGCGGCAUGAAUAGAAGACCCAUCCUCAUCAUCAUCACUUUAGAAACCAGGGAGGGUCAAGUGUUGGGCAGAAGGUCGUUUGAAGGUCGGAUAUGUGCGUGUCCUGGCCGAGACCGCAAAGCAGACGAGGACCACUUCAGGGAACAACAGGCGCUGCAUGAGAAUGUGGCCAAAAAUGGCAGUGCCAACAAGCGCAACUUCAAACAGAGUCCUCCAAAUAUUCCCAGUCCAAAUAUUAACAUGAGGAAGAGGCGGCAUGGAGAAGAAGAGAUUUACUAUAUUCCCGUCCGUGGUCGGGAUAACUUUGAGCUGCUGAUGAAGAUUAAAGACAGUUUGGAGCUGGUGGAGCUGGUGCCGCAGACACUGGUGGACUCCUACAGACAACAAACACAGCAGCAACUUCUGCAGAGACCGAGCCAUGUAGCAUCCCCCUCCCCUUACUCUCCCAUGUCCAACAUGAACAAACAAAAUAUCCACGGAGGCCUCAACAAGGUCCCCUCUGUCAACCAGCUGGUGGGGCAGCAGCCCCAGCAACACCAUACUGCCCCCAACUCCCUAGCGCACAUGGGUUCAAACAUGCUCAACAGCCACCACAUGCAGGGAAAUGGUGAAAUGAAUGGUGGACACAGCAGUCAGACAAUAUUGUCUGCCUCCCACUGCAGCCCGCCCCCUCCGUAUAACCCUGACCCCAGCCUUGUCAGUUUUCUAACCAGUCUGGGCUGUCAGAACUGCAUUGAGUACUUCACCUCCCAAGGCCUCCAAUCUAUCUACCAUCUCCAGACUCUCUCCAUGGAGGAUUUAGGUGCACUGAAGAUACCGGAGCAGUUCCGCCUUGCCAUCUGGCGCGGUCUGCAGGACAUGAAACAAGUUGCUCCCCUCCAAAUUCCUGCAUCCACUCAUCACCAUGACUACCAUGGCCAGCAAAUUCUUCGCUCCAGCAGCAACAUGACUGCAUCUGCCAUGGCGACCAUUGGGGUUGCCAGCGGGGAACACCAACGGCAGCGCGUCAUGGAGGCUGUGCACUUUCGUGUCCGCCACACCAUCACCAUCCCCAACAGGUCGGGUGUCGUUGGGACAUCAGGGAUGACGGCGGUUAAUGAUGAGUGGGCUGACUUUGGUUUCGACAUGCCCGACUGCAAGCUGUCGCGUAGUAGUAGGCACUCCAUCAAAGAGGAGUUCAUGGAAAGUGAUGUUCACUGAGCCUGAAGAGAAUGUCUGGAUCCAAUAUGGUGGCCAGCAUCUGCCGCGUUACAAAGUAAAGGCAUGUUUCUAGACUUGUGCUUUUUACAUGUUGCUGGCAGAUUUCAGCGAGUGAUAUGGCGGAGAAUCAAGUUCCAUUUCGAUCGUCCGACAUUUCAGUGGGUUUCAUGCACUUUCAUGUGCAGUCUUCAUUUUGUGCUUGAACAGUUGUUCCACCCAGAGAUUUGAACAUAAGAUGACCCAAAAGGACAUCUCAAAUCUAAAUAGCAGAUACCACUGUGGUAAUAGCAUUAUCGGGACAAUGCUAAACACAUACGGGCUGGACUAUACUUUUUGAGACUCUGACAAGUGUCUGUUAAUAAAUGUUGUUUUUUCUCUUCUGGAAAACGUAAUGUUGAUUAGUUGCACAUCUUUUUUUUUAUUAGCAUCUAGUACAUUCAUAGUGAACAUAAAUCGUAGCAAUUUCUCAAUUGCACAAAUGUCACAGUCGACGAAUCACAGACUCCCAAUUUGCUAGUUUGAAUGUUGUGUUUGAAUACAGAAAAUGAAUUCUCAGCAGACUUAUUUAUUGUUAUUUCUGUUUUCCUUCACUGUACAAAUGUAUAUACUGUAUCUUGUAAAUGUUUUAGACUAGAUGUGGUUGAAAAGGGGUAUUUUGAUUCACAAUAGUUUAUCUCCUGUUUGAAGCCAAUGUAAAGAACUGAAUGGUAAAUCUUGUAAAAACUCAUAUUUUUAAUGGCUAUGAUAGUUUAAUGGCCUUUAGUCAAGUAUGCUCUUAUCAUUUCAUUGUUUAAGGGGCUUUGGUAUUAAUAAUGUGUAUUCAUGAAAAAGAAUGAAAAUCACAGUCAACACUUAAUAUAAAAGUUGGACUUUGCAUCCAUUACUUUUUAUAAAGUCAUAGGCGAUACUGUCAUUCUUGCAUAGAAACACAUUGCAAAACACUUGAGAAAAACUAUCAAAAACAGUAUUAUAUCUUUAUAGCAGGGCUUUAAUCGGUAUGUCGAAGAAUACAUUAAGAAUAGCAUCCCUGUUUACCAAGAAACUAACAAGACUGUAGCAUUUGUGUCCUUCUUUGUGUAUUUUGAUAAACCUUGCAGGGCAAGGUCCUCAUAUAUCGAUUAGCUAGUUGUGAACCUAGUAUGUACCUUCAUGGCACUUGUUUGUGGAUAUUUAAUAGCAACAUUCCAGUUUCAUUUCUUAAUUGCCAUCAAGCAUGAUUAAUCAUGGUGCAAUUCUAAUGGUGUCAAAUGUGUUGGAAGUAACUACUUGACUUUGUUCCAUGAUAAUAGCAUGUACGGUUGCACCUGACUCACAUCCAUUUUCUUUACAAAGGCUCUCUCACUCACAAAGACACACAUGCUUUUACCAACUAACCACCAACUGGUCACAAAUGAGCACUUUAAUGCUUUAAAAGUAAAAUAAUUGAGGAUUAUUUGUGCUUAUGAUCAGUAUUAUGAAUCAACACAAUGUAAAUAUAAAUAGUGCUUGUUUUGAUAUUCUUGGUAAGUUUCGUAACAGUUUUGUAACGAUCAUUAAGACAUGUACCUAAAUAAUUAUUGCUGUUCAUCAAUGUCCAGUAGUUUCUGAGGUUAAGUUUGGUGUUUUCUUUCAAAAUCAUGGCUAUUAAAAUAUUUGCCUUUCUUUA
Pseudoliparis swirei is the source of this 3802-nucleotide messenger RNA. It is a transcript of the gene tp73, whose product is annotated as tumor protein p73. Gene Ontology annotation, cellular component: nucleus. Gene Ontology annotation, molecular function: RNA polymerase II cis-regulatory region sequence-specific DNA binding; DNA-binding transcription factor activity, RNA polymerase II-specific; protein binding. Lineage: Eukaryota; Metazoa; Chordata; Actinopteri; Perciformes; Liparidae. The transcript is spliced from 14 exons. Gene Ontology annotation, biological process: protein tetramerization; apoptotic process; regulation of transcription by RNA polymerase II. The record is from RefSeq and is a predicted model, not a curated record. Bases 76 to 2157 code for a protein of 693 amino acids.